This is a messenger RNA of Lethenteron reissneri (Far Eastern brook lamprey), 3585 nucleotides long. RefSeq names its product caseinolytic mitochondrial matrix peptidase proteolytic subunit (gene CLPP). Gene Ontology annotation, molecular function: ATPase binding; ATP-dependent peptidase activity; serine-type endopeptidase activity. NCBI's taxonomy places the organism in Eukaryota, Metazoa, Chordata, Hyperoartia, Petromyzontiformes, Petromyzontidae. Gene Ontology annotation, biological process: protein quality control for misfolded or incompletely synthesized proteins. The record is from RefSeq and is a predicted model, not a curated record. Gene Ontology annotation, cellular component: endopeptidase Clp complex.
CCACUGCAGCAGCUGCCACAUGUGGUAGUGGAGGUGUUGGUGCUGUUGCUGUUGGUGGCGAAGAGGCAGAGACUUGGGAACACAUCAAGCGACGUGACACUUCUUGCCCGCUCUUAAUUCAUUCAAACAUGCGCUUCCAGGCUUUCUCGCGCGUUCAGAGUCUGGUGCGUGCUGUGGGAGGACUGCUCCCCUUACAUCGCGACCUGCGACUAUCGGCACGACACUGCAGUCCACUCGUGCCCAUCGUCAUCGAGCAGACUGGACGUGGGGAGAGGGCUUACGACAUCUACUCACGCUUGCUGAGGGAGAGAAUCAUCUGCGUGAUGGGUCCGAUUGACGACACGGUGGCGAGCCUCGUCGUGGCCCAGCUCCUCUUCCUGCAGUCGGAGAGCAACAAGAAGCCCAUCCACAUGUACAUCAACAGCCCAGGGGGAAUGGUGACGGCCGGCCUGGCAAUCUACGACACCAUGCAAUACAUCCUGAACCCCAUCAGCACGUGGUGCGUGGGCCAGGCGGCCAGCAUGGGCUCCCUGCUGCUGGCGGCCGGAACGCACGGCAUGCGCCACUCGCUGCCCAACUCGCGCCUCAUGAUCCACCAGCCCUCCGGGGGCGCGUAUGGCCAAGCCACCGACAUCGCGAUCCAGGCGGAAGAAAUCCAGAAACUCAAGCGGCAGAUCAACGGCAUUUACGCCAAGCACACGCGGCAGCCAAUCGGCGUGCUCGAGCAAGUGAUGGAGCGCGACCGCUACAUGAGCCCCAUCGAGGCGCAGGAGUUUGGUCUGAUCGACAAGGUGCUGGUGCACCCUCCCCCCGACGGCGAGGACGAACCCCAGCUCAUCAGCAAGGAGGGCGCGGACGACAAACCCGAGCCCUGAGCCAGUGUGGUGUGGCACGACGCCGCUUGACGGGCAGCGUCGUGCGAUGCUGCGUUACACUGCAUCAGCACUGCAGUGGGUCGCAAUGCUGCGCUGUAGUAUCACAACGCCUCCCUGCAGUGUCACAACGCCUCCCUGCAGUGUCACACAACUCCACGCUGUAGUAUCACACAACGCCUCCCUGCAGUGGGUCACAACUCCACUGCUGCAGUGUCACAACUCCUCACUAUUCAGUUAAUUAAUAUUCAACCCAACUUAGCAUACAAUACUUUUCUUUAAAAAUGUAAGCACUAAGUCACGCAGCAUACAAGACUGCGAUUUAAAGCUGAAGUUAUUGGUGGCAAUAAUUGUGCCAUGUUGUUGCAUCCCAACCCGCACUGACCAGCAUGGUGAAGUAUGGUCACACAACCUCCGUGACCGACACGCGUCAGGAGGCCUACAUCCAGCAGCGGAUUGAAAAUGGGCCGUGAAUUCUGAGUUGUGGCAACCCGCAGCAUUGUUUGAGAGUGCUGCCACACAGUGACCACACCACUGGACAUGCACUGCAAUUCAGAGGUCACCGGUUCGAUUCCAUAUUCCGGCGUGGCAGUUGAAACAAUUGAGAAAGUUUUGUUUAAAUCCCUCCCCCCACUCUACCCCUGUCCAACCAGCUAAUAUAAUAAACAGUUACACCUCGGUUAAGUCAAUCAGCCGGUCGCCUGCGUUGGGAUAACUCAACUUAUUUUGCCAGGUAAGGCCCGACUGAGCGAUAUACAGCUCUUCAAAGCCACCUGGCUGUCACUAUAGCUCAACGAAGUGGCUUAUCACGUGGAAGUUUAUUGCAGCCAAAUCCUUUUCAACGUGUGGCGGUUCCAAAUGUGGAGGGAAAAACUGAAGGACCCGGAGAAAAAUCCACGCGACUACGGGGAGACACGCAAACUCCAAAUAUACAGCAGCAGACGUCAUGGUCGGGAUCGAGCCCAGGACCUCCUGUACACCAGGCGAGGGAGUUAACAUCUCGUAGCCACCGCGGCGCCCCUGAAUGUCGCGUGUGGGGACUCCCACUUCUCGCCUCGUUGGGUCAACGUGGAAGGCUCUUCCGGCAGCAGCGGCGUGAGCAAAGCAAUUGCAACGCUGCACGUGUUGCGUUGUUUUACCGUUGCAUGAAUAAAGGUUGCGGUUUGCGUCCGUAACGUGCAGCUUUUGUUCAAAAUCAUUGUUUAAAUGUUUCAUGUCGAAUAUGUAAUCACUGGCCCAAUGGUCGGAUGGGGGUCACGUGAGAUUAACCAUGUCGGCAUGGCAAAGAAUUGGCAUUAAAUAAAAGGUUAAUUGCAAAUAUUAAUGAUUCGUAAUAAAAUUGGAUUGAUCUAGCUUUACAAAGUUAUUACACUUGAUAUUGUGUAUGGUUUUAAAGAAAAAUCUACAAUGCCCUUGUAUGUUUGGUUUUCGACGAAAAGGCCACAAUUCUCUGCCGAGAUCUCCUGCCUGGUUUCGAGUGGCCUGUUGGGUCUAGAGGACAUCCACUGUAAUGUGCAACUCUCGUGAUAAAAACGAGUGACAUAUUUGCAGAGUUUUACGCGGAACGCCGCCUCUUGCAGAACGUGCAGACUUCGUUGCGCCAUUCCACUUCAGCUUUGCGCGACACUGCUUGCACAACAGUACAUCACAACGUCACACUGAUAAGAAGCACCUGGCAUCAUUGCAUCGCGAAAGGCGGGGUGCUGGAACGCGAUUGUGGCUGGCGACUUCAUGUCACAUGGCCCACAUCUACAUGAGACCCGCUACUUCUAAACGACAUGGAAAUUAUGUUUUUUGGUAAUUGCAGGGAUCUUAGCCACACUUAUAGGGUAAUGUUCUUGGCUCGUGUACGCGUUCGAUCGUUGAUUAUUUUUUAAAGUCAUUGAAUAAAGCCAAGGUGUACGUGUAUGCACCUCUGAUUAGCACGGAUGGUUACGUAUGGUGCGAAAGAAGGUCAACAUUUAGUAUAGUGCGAGCGUGGUUCUCAAAAGGUAUUUAAUACGAAAAUUCUGUAAUUCUAUUCGGUCAUCGGUAGGGAAUUAGUUCCCCACCCUUGAUUUAAGGUUUUUGUCAGAAGGCUGCAAGCUCACAUCUUGGUUGGAGGUUGACUUGGCCCAUCUUUGCUCCACAGCCAACAACAAUAUAACAACACAAUCUUUGUGAUGUGUAUAUAGUAAGUGUGUGUCUGUGUACAGGAGCUCAAUGGUUUACUGUGGUGCAGGCCAGAAUGUGGGCUUGAACCGAUUGUUUGCGAUAUUUUGAUAAUGGAAAGCCCGUUGAGAUUGAGUUGUAAUAAAUAACUGCGUGGGAGCAAGCAGUGUGAAACUCGCGUCUUCGGUGGUAAUAAAAACUUCAAAUCUAGAUUAAACUUCAAAUAUAGAUUGGUGGUAAUAUAGUGUAUGGUUUUGAAAGAGGAAUCAAUUGUCACGCACCGCGAUAUUGUAAAAUGGUAAAGCGGAUAAGCAGCGUGGCUCUGUUGUCAACUUGGCUCACAAAAACUCUAUGCAAGUUUAUAACUCGAUCAUUUGGAUCGGCAAAGUGUAGGAGUUCUCGCACAAGCAAUUAUUAGGUGGGUAUUGUGCAGAUACAUAAACAUGCUAGUCGGUCGAUAUGUAUACAAAUCAUGAAAUGUGAAAAAUGUAGCAAAUGGAACUCAGAACUUUUGGUAAGUACGCUGACAAUCACUUCUUCAAGCAAUAAAACAUGACGACAA